AAGUUUGAAAAAAUAAUUAGUCGACAUUGAACAGCCACAACCAUAAACUCACACCAUAAUAACAAUAGAAGCAAAAAAACCGAAUAACUUUUCAAUAAUAAUACGCGAACGCGUUUAUCGCUUCAAAGUGAAGUCUGGACAUUUCUAGUCCAGGAUAAUAAAUGUGUGAAUUAUAACAAAAAAAGAAAAAUCCAUUGGGAUCUAACACUAUUUAAAAGAAAAUCCUUAAGUGUAAACAAAUUUGAGUAAAAUUAAAAAAAGAUAUAUUUGUUUUAAAAAAAAUGGCUUAUAAAAAAUUCUAUAGAAAGCAAUUCAAAACGAUAACAGUGUUGCUAACUUUAUAUUUGUGUUGUGUGUUAGUGCCAACAGUAAAAUCAGAAAUACGUUCACGCGGUGCAAAUAGUGUUAAUACAAAUAAAAACAAACAUGAAAGCCAUUUAUUAAACAAAUUAACAGACGGUGAUGGUGCAACAUCAUCAACAUCCUCUUCGUCCGCUACAUCAACCUCAUCAUCAUCAUCAGCAACAACUUCCUCUCAUGUUAAUACGGAUUUUGUGGAUAAACUUUCAUGGAAGUGUGCCAAUAAUGCCAGUUGUUUGUAUUCCUUGGCCAGUGGCAUUUUAAGCUCAUAUCGUCGUGGUGAAACGGUUAAAUUUGGAUUUUUAGAUUUAGUGAAAUUACCAACAUCGUCGACCCACAAAACAAAAUCUAAAUUGAAUUUAAAGUCAGCUGAAACCGGUCGCAGUAUGUCGACAUUUGUUGAUUUCAUCAGUGGCAAUGCCAUUCGCAUACCGGUUGGUCCCAUGGUCUUCAGUGUUCAACGAGCAGAAGAUGAUGACAAUUACAUUGAAGUGGCACUAUUGAAAAAAGCCAGAAGUAGUACAGCUCGUCUGGGUGGUGGCGGUGGUGAUGGUGGCGGCCUCUUAAGUGGAGGAGGGGGAGGCGGUGGUGGGGGUGGUCAUGGACAUGGUAUUAUACAACGCAUUAAGGAGCACAAGGAUAAAGAUGAUAAGAAACAAAUGCAAAUGUAUAUACCCAUGUAUUUGGCUGCUACUACGUUUGGUUGGACUAUGGUGGCAGCCAAAGCGGUUGGAUUAUUAACACUUAAGGCCCUGGCCAUAUCAAAGAUAGCAUUUGUGGUGGCUGCUAUGGUUCUUAUGAAGAAACUUAUGGAAAAUGCUUCGGAAAAAAUGAUGUAUCAAUAUCCGGAACAAUCACCCUACAUGAUGCCCUAUAGCAUGGAUUAUGGUAUGCAUUCAAUGGCUGGAGCUCCUCCUGAUAUGGCGGCAGCAGCAGACAUGUAUGGUGGUGGUAUGCCCAUGCAUGCUUUAGCACCCAUGCAGGCACAACAAGGACAACCAGGCUAUGAGCAUUUAACAGCCGAAAGUACGGUUCAUCAAAAUAUAGCGGAUAUACAAAAUAAUACUCAGGUGCUGGCAGCCUUAAAUGCAGCUGGUCUGGGUCAAAAAGUUAAACGUGAAGAUUCUUGGCUGGCCAGAACUGGAAAUGUAGCGCGAAGGCCAAUGGUUUACAACUAUUUAAAUCCACAUGCAGCGUAUUAUAGACAGUAAAAAAAGGAUAAUAUUUAAAACUUCAACAGUUCAAGGAAUUCUUAAAAAACUUUAUCAAAACAGGACUUUGCAUAACGUAAAAUAAAUGGAAAAUAUUUAGAAUAAUUAGUUACAGUUAAGUUCAUCAUUAACUUUAAUUAUUUAAAUUAACAUUGAUAAAAUAUUAAGUCAUUUUUUUAAUU
This is a messenger RNA of Lucilia cuprina (Australian sheep blowfly), 1753 nucleotides long. RefSeq lists its product as uncharacterized. The transcript is spliced from 4 exons. Bases 282 to 1571 code for a protein of 429 amino acids. The record is from RefSeq and is a predicted model, not a curated record. NCBI's taxonomy places the organism in Eukaryota, Metazoa, Arthropoda, Insecta, Diptera, Calliphoridae.